Lontra canadensis (Northern American river otter) is the source of this 1359-nucleotide messenger RNA. It is a transcript of the gene SPACA9, whose product is annotated as sperm acrosome associated 9. The transcript has 5 exons. NCBI's taxonomy places the organism in Eukaryota, Metazoa, Chordata, Mammalia, Carnivora, Mustelidae. Bases 628 to 1308 code for a protein of 226 amino acids. Gene Ontology annotation, cellular component: sperm flagellum; acrosomal vesicle; ciliary base. The record is from RefSeq and is a predicted model, not a curated record.
UCAAGUCAACCCCCCCACACCCCAACCGAGGGGACGGGAGGCGGGUCCUGCGCCGGCUCCGCCAUCGCACCCCGACCCGGGCGUUGGGAGCUCCGAGGGCCGCCUAGCUCUGCUCUCUGGGCCUCAGUUUCCCCAUCUUUAAAAUGAAUAGAAGUUGGGGAACGGUUUGAAAAAGUAGGAGAGUCCCUGGGACGCGAAGGCCUUGGCUCACGGGGUGGGGCGGGUCUGCCACGUGACCCGAUUGCUAUGGCACCCACGGGAACAAUCGGGCCCGCGGCCCCGCCCCUUCUCAUCGACCUCCCCACCCCACCCAUCCGCCUCCCCAGCCCCGGCAAGGGCCUCCCCGCCCCUCCGGGGCCCCAGACCCCCUCGGAGGCACUCCAGCUUCAGAACGCUCUAUCGAGAAGUGCCUGCACUCUGUGCCUUUCAUCCACACUGAUUUGGCUUCAGUGAUUCCCGUUCAAGGGACGAUCACUUUGGAUAGCCUGUUACAGCUCUUCUCACGACAUUCCUGGCGUGCAUGUCACAAGUCGCUAGGAUCAAGAACCAAGUCAGUUUUGCUCUCAGGGGCUCUUGGGGCCACCAGCCAAGAUCCCCGUUCUCCCGUGAGUGACGGCGGAGGAAGACAUGAACGAGGUGAAGGAGUCUCUUCGAAGCAUCGAGCAGAAGUACAAGCUCUUCCGGCAGCAGCAGUUCACGUUCGCCGCCGCCCUGGAGCGCUGCAGGGAGAACGCCCACGACAAGAUCCGGCCCAUCUCCAGCAUCGGACAGGUGCAGAGCUACACGGAGCAUUACUGCAACAACUCCACGGACCGGCGGAUUCUGCUCAUGUUCCUGGACAUCUGCGCGGAGCUGAACAAGCUGUGUCAGCACUUCGAAGCCCUGCACUCCGGCACGCCGGUCACCAACAACCUGCUUGAGAAAUGCAAAUCCCUUGUUAGCCAGAGCAACGACCUGAGCAGCCUCAGAGCCAAGUACCCGCACGAUGUGGUGAACCACCUGAGCUGCGACGAGGCCAGGAACCACUACGGAGGCGUCGUCAGCCUCAUCCCCAUCGUCCUGGACUUAAUGAAAGAGUGGGUCGCCCACUCGGAGAAGCUGCCCCGCAAAGCCCUACAGCACGUGAGUGAGCCCCGGGCACACCAGGAAGCCGCUGGCACGGCCGCUCGUCCUCCCUGGACCGCAGGCUCCCAGCCUCGGUUAAGAAAGCACAAAUGUAGGCGACUUAUAAAAGACAGCCCCAGGCCUAGGGGGAAGGACAGAGGAUGUUCCAAACCUCCCUGGAGACCACCCGGCAGGAGACUCUAACUCAGAGUCGGCAACCUGGCGCGGCCCAUAGGGCGCUUGGUCACUUAACUC